Messenger RNA from Clunio marinus, 258 nucleotides. NCBI's taxonomy places the organism in Eukaryota, Metazoa, Arthropoda, Insecta, Diptera, Chironomidae. The record is from the annotation of a GenBank genome assembly.
AUGUAUAAUUUAUUUCGCAUUACUUACAGGUCAAAAGGUUUUUUAAAUCUCAUGGUCGACAAUUCUGUUAACGCCCAACAGCAAAAACUUGAUAACAUCUCAAGUUUUUUCACGAAUACUUAUAAAUAUUAUGGAAGAAAAACUCUGACGAUAAAUGAAUCCAUAAAAGCUCCAGUUGAACGCUCGCAAUAUAUUUUUGGCUUAAGAAGUUUACUUUUCUUUACUUUUAAGGAUAUUCAAUUUGAAAGCAGUUUCUGA